Messenger RNA from Podospora bellae-mahoneyi, 945 nucleotides. RefSeq names its product Peptidyl-prolyl cis-trans isomerase-like 1 (gene cyp1). Gene Ontology annotation, molecular function: peptidyl-prolyl cis-trans isomerase activity. Gene Ontology annotation, biological process: protein peptidyl-prolyl isomerization; protein folding. The transcript has 3 exons. Gene Ontology annotation, cellular component: catalytic step 2 spliceosome. The record is from RefSeq and is a predicted model, not a curated record. The coding region runs from base 203 to 697 and encodes 164 amino acids. NCBI's taxonomy places the organism in Eukaryota, Fungi, Ascomycota, Sordariomycetes, Sordariales, Podosporaceae.
AUCAGUCUCAUCCAUCUUUCUCACUGUUUACAAAACCACUUGAUAUUGGCAACAACCUCGGCCGAAUUACAGUUUUCAGCUUAUUGAUUCAACAAGGGCUCUUUUUUUUCCACAUUACGAAUAGCAAUUGGCCCUCAUCCACUCACCAAACAAACUCACCGCACCUUUCACAAACAAAACAAACCACCGCCCACAAGCAAAGAUGGCGCCUACAAACGUCGUCCUCGAGACCACCAUGGGCAACAUAGUCUUUGAGCUGUACAACGACCACGCCCCGAAGACGUGCACCAACUUUUCCACCCUGGCCCAGCGGGGGUACUACAACGGGACGAUAUUCCACCGCAUCAUCAAGGAUUUCAUGAUUCAGGGGGGUGACCCGACGGGCACAGGGAGAGGCGGGGCGAGCAUUUACGGGGAGAAGUUUGAGGAUGAGCUUAGGGGGGAUUUGAAGCACACCGGGGCUGGCAUCCUCAGUAUGGCCAACGCGGGCCCAAACACCAACGGGAGUCAGUUUUUCAUCACGUUGGCUCCGACGCCGUGGCUGGAUGGGAAGCAUACUAUUUUUGGGAGGGUGAAGAAGGGGAUCAGGGUUGUGCAGAGGAUGGGGUUGGUGCCGGUUGAUAAGGGGGAUCGGCCGGUGGAGGAGGUCAAGAUUGUGAAGGCUUAUGUUGCGGAGGAGGGGGCUGAGGAUGAGUAGGUGGAUGUGAGAUCUUGAGGCAUGGUAUAGCAUGAGCUUCCUGAAAAACUAUUUCACCGAUCCUUAAACUUCGCAUUCGGACUGUCUUAGUUGCUUCACAAUUGGCUUGAUUCUCGGCUUUACGUGAAGAAAAGGGGGUUAAAAGCCUGCAGCUGGUGCCCAAUCCCAGACAAGACUCAUACUGAUCAACUCAGAGCCAGGCAGAAUAGAGAUCUUCUCGGGGGGUGAAAUAUCACUCACGAUCCGAA